AUGGUGAAAAUGAAGGGAGAAUCGAUCGAUGUUGAGAAACGAAUGAAUCGUGACUCACCGAGUAUGAAGGAAAAUAUGCAUAAUGACGAUUGCGAUGUCGAAGCGGAAUUGACCAGUCUUUCGUGGUUACAAUCGCUCGACAUUACGAGUGCUUCUAGUUUGCCAACGCCUCCUUGUUCUCCAUCUCCACCACCAGUGACGCGACAACCAAGGAAAAAGCUUUCACCCUUGAUUAAGGCCGAAUUAGAUCUAGCUGCAAAUGCCGACAAAUAUCGAACUGAUCCUGACGCAAAACCGCCAUUUUCAUACGCCACCAUCAUUUGCCUGGCGAUGCGUGCGAAUAAUAACAAAGUGUCUCUCUCAAACAUAUACGCAUGGAUUCGAGAAAAUUUCUUAUUUUACAAAUAUGCCGAUCCUGCUUGGCAGAAUUCAAUUCGACACAACCUAUCGUUGAAUAAAUGUUUCGUCAAAUUACCACGUUCGAAAGAUGAGCCAGGCAAGGGCGGUUUCUGGAAAUUAGAUUUGGAGAGAAUGGAAGAAGGUAGAAAAUCGAAACGGCGGGCAACCAUGUCCCAACGAAUUCGCGGAUCGAAGAAAUUAACGUCUGGAAAAACAACGGUAACGAACGAUGCACAAAGCAAUGGUGCUCCAUCGAUCAAUUGUUCCUCUACCUUGUACGAGACUCCGCCCAGUAGCGUAUCUCCUCCGAUUCCGGAUUGUCUCUCAGAAAUUCCUGACUCUACGCAAGUCAGUUUAAGCGAGGAUGAUCUAACCGGUUUGUUAAUCGCUACCGCCGGUUGGGACGAGAAUCAAUUGGAUCUCUUAGAUUCCCUUCUCGACACCCUGUAAGAAGGUUUUCUGAGCCUCUCCUAUUUAUGCAAAUUCAAACACAUUUACUUACGUUUAACUUCCUCGACUUCUCAUUUACCCGGAACAAAUUGCAGCUCGGCCGAUAAGUAAGUUAUUUGUUUUCUAACUUAACGCGCUCUGAAGAUAAAAACAGAAAAAUUUUUCUUAAAUAGCUACAACAUAGAUGCAACGUUCGUUGUCGAUGUAGAGGAAAUAUUUCAAUUGCAUCCAAAUCGAUCCAAGAUUCGAUACGAGAUUCUACGGAAGAAAAACAAAUUAUUCUUACCGUUUUAUCCCUCGGAAUGCAAGGUUAAAAUAAUAUCGGGACACAAAAUUGUUUAAAGAUUCCUUGAGAAUUAAUAAUUCGAAUGUAAGUUUUUUUUUAGUGAUAUAUUUUUUUUCUAUUAUAUUAGAAGGAGACAGGAAAGGGGAGUAAUUUACUUAUUGACCGACUCACGUAAAUUUCCAAAGCUUUUCCUCGAUGUGAAACGAAUUUAAAUAUAUAUAUAUAUAUAAUAUAUAAAAAACUGGAACCAACUUUACAAAAAUCUGUGUAUUCAAUGAUUUACAAUAUUUGUAAUCCAAUGGAAAUAAUUUCUAAUACAUCAUCUGGAAAAGUUUAAAGUAAAUAUCGUUGUGAAACGUAUCGAUGGCUGAUCGAAAUAAAACUUCGCUACUGUGCAUAGCAUAACGUUGGGAAAAUGAUACAGCAAACCAGGGCACACAGGCAAUGGAAUAAUCCGUUAUUUUAAUCGACAAUGCUGCGCGAUCUUUUGGCCAAUGUGUUUAUUUUUCCGUGUUUAUUUUUUAAUCGAUCGUUGGAAUUGUAGAGAAUAAUCAAU
This is a messenger RNA of Apis dorsata (giant honeybee), 1691 nucleotides long. Its product is annotated as forkhead box protein J1-B-like. Bases 1 to 849 code for a protein of 282 amino acids. The transcript is spliced from 3 exons. NCBI's taxonomy places the organism in Eukaryota, Metazoa, Arthropoda, Insecta, Hymenoptera, Apidae. The record is from RefSeq and is a predicted model, not a curated record. Gene Ontology annotation, molecular function: DNA-binding transcription factor activity, RNA polymerase II-specific; RNA polymerase II cis-regulatory region sequence-specific DNA binding. Gene Ontology annotation, biological process: regulation of transcription by RNA polymerase II.